UCUCGCGGUCCGAGAGUUUAAGCUUUCUUCGUCUCCCUUCUCCGGCGAUAGUCGGAAUCUCACCGGCGGAUAUUCUUCGGAGACGCCGUUGAAAUCGAUUAACGAUGGGAACUGGAGGAGAUGCCGGUGGAACAGCAGCAAGGAGGCGGGGGUGUUCGUGCACGAAAGAUGAUUUCCUACCAGAGGAAUCCUUCCAGAGUUGGGAGAAUUACGGGCGCGCGCUGAGGGAAACGGGGAUGCGCCUGCGAGAUCGGGUCUUAACGAGAUCAUUGGAGAAGAGCGAGCUUACAGAGGUGAGGGCACGAAGCGGGCACGAGAUGAAGAAGAAUCUUUCUUGGUGGGAUCUCAUCUGGUUCGGAAUCGGCGCUGUCAUCGGAGCCGGGAUCUUCGUUCUCACCGGCCAGGAAGCCAAGGAGGAGGCUGGUCCUGCCGUGAUUCUAUCAUUCGCUGUCUCCGGCGUUUCCGCCAUGCUUUCCGUCUUCUGUUACACCGAGUUCGCUGUCGAGAUUCCCGUUGCAGGGGGCUCCUUCGCUUACCUUCGGGUGGAGCUGGGCGACUUCAUGGCCUUCAUCGCCGCCGGCAACAUCCUCCUCGAAUACGUCAUCGGUGGCGCAGCCGUUGCCCGUUCAUGGACCUCAUACUUCGCCACCCUUCUCAACCACCACCCCAACGACUUCCGCAUCCACGCCACCUCCCUCUCCGCCGACUACUCCCGCCUCGACCCCAUCGCCUGCGUCGUAAUCGCCGUCGUCUGCAUCGUCGCCGUCGUCUCCACCAAAGGCACAUCCCGGUUCAACUACAUCGCCUCCAUCGUCCACCUCGCCAUCAUCCUCUUCAUAAUCAUCGCCGGACUCACCAAGGCCAACACCCACAACCUCACCCCCUUCACCCCCUUCGGCACCCGCGGGAUCUUCUCCGCCUCCGCCGUCCUCUUCUUCGCCUAUGUCGGCUUCGACGCCGUCUCCACCAUGGCGGAAGAGACUAAGAACCCGGCCAAGGACAUACCCAUUGGACUCGUCGGCGCCAUGUCGAUCACCACCGCCUGUUACUGCCUCCUAGCUUUGGUUCUCUGUUUGAUGCAGCCGUACACCAAAAUCGACCCCGACGCUCCCUUCUCGGUGGCGUUCUCCAAUGUCGGCAUGGAUUGGGCUAAGUACAUUGUGGCCUUCGGCGCGCUCAAAGGCAUGACCACCGUCCUCCUCGUCUCCGCCGUGGGUCAAGCGAGGUACCUCACACACAUCGCUCGCACCCACAUGGUCCCUCCAUGGCUGGCCAACGUCCACCCACGCACUGGCACCCCCAUCAACGCCACCAUCGUCAUGCUCAUCGCCACUGCCGUGAUCGCCUUCUUCACCAGCCUCGGCAUCCUCUCCAACCUCCUCUCCAUCUCCACCCUCUUCAUCUUCAUGCUCGUCGCCGUCGCUCUCCUCGUCCGCCGCUACUACGUCUCCGGCGAAACCACCUCCGCCAACCGCAACAAGCUCAUCGCCUACCUUCUCCUCAUACUCUCCUCCUCCGUCGCCACAGCUCUGUACUGGGCGUUGAGCAAGAAGGGUUGGGUGGGUUACUUGGUCACAGUGCCGGUUUGGUUUUUAUCCACUCUGGGGCUGCACUUGACGGUGCCGCAGGCGAGGAAGCCGAGGUUGUGGGGAGUGCCGUUAGUGCCAUGGCUUCCGUCAGCGUCGAUCGUUAUAAACAUAUUUCUGUUGGGAUCUAUUGACGGGCUUUCGUUCGCGAGGUUUGGGGUGUGGACGGUGCUGUUGCUGGUUUAUUAUUUCUUUUUGGGGCUCCACGCUUCCUAUGAUACUGCUAAGGCUGCAGAUUUGAGCAGGGAGGCAACGAAGAUAGAGGAGGGAAACGGCGGUGCGGCCAUGGAAGGCCACCCCGCCGGAGCAUGAUUGCGGGGCUUUAGUAACUGUAAUUAUGAUUAAUGUAAGGAAGAUGGAAGCGCGUUGUGGUUGGCUGAUUAUUAUUUAUGAAAUGGAUGAAAUGGGCAAGUUUUAUAUUAUUGUUGUUGGGAAAUGUUGGUGCUUGAAUUUAAUAUAAAGAAAGAAAUUUGUUUAAAAAUUAA
This is a messenger RNA of Dendrobium catenatum, 2071 nucleotides long. RefSeq names its product cationic amino acid transporter 1. Gene Ontology annotation, cellular component: plasma membrane. NCBI's taxonomy places the organism in Eukaryota, Viridiplantae, Streptophyta, Magnoliopsida, Asparagales, Orchidaceae. The record is from RefSeq and is a predicted model, not a curated record. Bases 105 to 1898 code for a protein of 597 amino acids. Gene Ontology annotation, molecular function: L-lysine transmembrane transporter activity; L-glutamate transmembrane transporter activity. The transcript is spliced from 4 exons. Gene Ontology annotation, biological process: transmembrane transport; amino acid transport.